This is a messenger RNA of Heterocephalus glaber (naked mole-rat), 2730 nucleotides long. The record is from RefSeq and is a predicted model, not a curated record. Lineage: Eukaryota; Metazoa; Chordata; Mammalia; Rodentia; Bathyergidae.
AUGGAGGUCUUCUGCUCAGAUGACCUUCAGGAGAAUAAGCUUUGGGCAACACGGCUGAUGGACAGCUUCUCACUGCUGCACUUUGAGGAGUGCUUCAAGCCAGGACUGCUUCCCAUGAUCUGGCACUUGCGAGCGGGCGGCCGGCCUGCCUGCCAGCUAGUCAGCCGCAGGCGAGCGCGGCGAGCUGGGGUCCGAGCUAGGAGCGCGGCGCGAACGGCGGCGUGUUCCUCUGCUCCGCCGCGGCCGCCGUCGGCGGCCCGAGCACUGGCUUCCUUCCCUCCCCUCCCCUGCGCUCCCGCCUGGGGUCUCGGGGCGGGGGGCGAAGGGAAGGGACAGAGGAGGAGCCGGGUGCUGCGGCCCCGGGGCGCGCCGGACUCCAGCCGCCCGCACUAUGCAGGCGGGCUGCUGGCCGCCGCGACGGCGAGUUGGGCGGUGCUGAGAGCCAGGCGCAGCUCGCAGAGUCCUCGAGUCCGGGCCGCAGCCGCUGCCCAUGCCCGGGCCGCGCUCCCCCUCUCCCGCUCCCUCCCUCCCGGCUCCAACUCCUCCUCCAAGCCAUUGUUCCUUCUGCUCCUACUUAUCUUGCUCCUGCUGCUCCGGGACGCCGGGGCCCAGCAAGGUGAUGGAUGUGGACACACUGUACUAGGCCCUGAAAGUGGAACUUUUGCAUCCAUAAACUAUCCGAAGACCUGUCCCAACAGCACUGUUUGCAAAUGGGAGAUCCGUGUCAAGAUGGGAGAACGAAUUCCCAUCAAAUUGGGUGACGAUGACAUUCAAGAUACUGAUUCUUGUCACUUUAGUUACUUGAAAAUUUAUAAUGGAAUUGGACUCGGCAGAACAGAAAUAGGUAAAUACUGUGGUCUGGGGUUAAAAGUGAACCAUUCAAUUGAAUCAAAAAACAAUGAAAUUACAGUGAUGUUCAUGAGUGGAGACCAUAACUCUGGACGAGGAUUUUUUGCUGUAUACUCAGUUAUAAAUAAACAAGAUCUAAUUACUUGUUUAGAUACUGUAUCCAACUUUUUGGAACCUGAAUUCAGUAAGUACUGCCCACCUGGUUGUCUCCUUCCUUUUGCUGAGAUAUCUGGAACAAUUCCCCAUGGAUAUAGAGAUUCCUCACCAUUAUGCGUGGCUGGUAUACAUGCAGGAGUAGUGUCGGAUGUGUUGGGUGGCCAGAUCAGUGUUGUAAUUAGUAAAGGCAUCCCAUACUAUGAAAGUUCUUCGGCCAACAACCUCACAUCUGUGGUGGGAUACUUAUCUACAAGUCUUUUUACAUUUAAGACAAGUGGUUGUUAUGGAACAUUGGGAAUGGAAUCUGGUGUGAUUGCUGACCCUCAGAUAACAGCAGCAUCAGUACUGGAGUGGACUGACCACACAGGGCAGAAGAACAGUUGGAAACCUGAAAAGUCCAGACUGAAAAAACCUGGACCUCCUUGGGCUUCAUUGGCCACUGAUAAAAAUCAGUGGUUACAAAUAGAUCUGAAUAAGGAAAAGAAAAUAACAGGCAUUAUCACCACUGGAUCCACCAUGGUAGAGCACAAUUAUUACGUAUCUGCUUACAGAAUUCAGUAUAGUGAUGAUGGGCGGAAUUGGACUGCGUACAGUAAGAGGAGGACAGAGCCGUACAAGAUAUUUCAAGGAAACAAAGAUUAUCACCAGGAUGUGCGUAACAACUUUUUGCCACCAAUUAUUUCACGUUUUAUUAGAGUGAUCCCUAUGCAAUGGCAGCAGAAAAUUGCCAUGAAAGUGGAACUGCUCGGAUGUCAGUUUAUUCCUAAAGGUCGUCCUCCAAAACCUACUCAACCUCCACCUCCUCAGAAGAACAAUGACUGCAAAAACACCACAGCCCCUCCCAAAGUAGCCAAAGGUCAUGCCCCAAAAUUUACUCAGCCAUUACAACCGCGCAGUAGUAAUGAAUUUCCUGCACAGACAGACCAAACAACUGUCACUCCUGAUAUCAAAAAUACGACCAUAACUCCAAAUGUAACCAAAGAUGUAGCAUUGGCUGCUGUUCUUGUCCCUGUGCUAGUCAUGGUCCUCACCACUCUUAUCCUAAUAUUAGUAUGUGCUUGGCAUUGGAGAAGCAAAAAGAAAAAAACUGAAGGCACCUAUGACUUACCUACCUGGGACCGGGCAGGUUGGUGGAAAGGAAUGAAGCAGUUUCUCCCUGCCAAAUCAGUGGAACACGAGGAAACCCCAGUUUGCUACAGCAGUAGUGAAGUUAAUCAUUUAAAUCCGAGAGAAGUCACCACAAUGCUACAAACUGACUCUGCAGAGUAUGCACAACCACUUGUGGGAGGAAUUGUGGGUACACUUCAUCAGAGAUCUACCUUUGAACCAGAAGAAGGAAAAGAAGCAGGUUAUGCAGACCUAGAUCUUUACAACUCUCCAAUGCAGGAAGUUUAUCAUGCUUACGCUGAACCGCUCCCAAUCACUGGGCCUGAGUAUGCAACCCCAAUUGUCAUGGACAUGUCAGGGCACCCCACAGCCUCAGUUGGUCUGCCCUCUACAUCCACUUUCAAAGCUACAGGGAACCAUCAUCCCCCUUUAGUGGGAACUUACAAUACACUUCUCUCCAGGACUGACAGCUGCUCCUCAGCCCAGGCCCAGUAUGAUACCCCUAAAGGUGGGAAGCCAGCUGCCCCAGAAGAAUUGGUGUACCUGCCACAGGGCACACAGGAAGUAUCAGAAGCAAGAGGGGGUGGGGAGUAUGAUGUUUUUAAAGAAAUCCUUUGA